Molecule: messenger RNA, 3915 nt
Organism: Aspergillus calidoustus
Lineage: Eukaryota; Fungi; Ascomycota; Eurotiomycetes; Eurotiales; Aspergillaceae
Source: the annotation of a GenBank genome assembly
AUGGCCAAAAAGAAGAACAAUAAUAAGAAGAAGAAUAACAACAACAAACGAGCCCCGAUAAACGACAACCCUCAAUCCAACCCAGAGUCCAAGGUCUCCGACCCCAUUGCCGACCCGGCGGAAUCCGAGGACCAUGUCGAUGACAACAAACCCGCCGAGCACGCAAAGGAAGAUGCCCCAGUAGACCCUCCAAAGGAUGAAUCCACUAGUUCUUCUGAUGAUGCUACCGCAACGGAGGCUGAAGCUUCGUCGAGAGCAACGACACCUCCAGACCCUGUAGAGGAGCCGACGACCUCUGAGUCGGAACCCCCUGCAGAGGCAGAAGCGCCUGCCGCAGAUCCUGCUCCAGAGCCUACCGCGGAAGAGGAACCCGCCGAGUCAGCGGGCGACGCAGAGCAGCCUGCUGCUGAAGCAAGCGAGCCGGCUGACACACCUGCGCCAGAACAAGUCGAUGAACAGCCACCAGCUGAGACCACUGAACCGGAUGCACCAGGUACAGAGGCUGCCAGCGCCGAAGUCCCUCCAACGGAGCCGCCUAGGGAAGAGCCUGCUGCUGAGAAAGCUGGCGAGGAAGAGAAAGCUUCGGAGCCUACUGAGGAAGCCGCAACUGUAGAUCCAGCGGAAGAGGCAGAACAGCCUACGGCCGAAACAAGCGAGCCGGCUGAUACACCGGUGCCUGAAUCAACCGAGGAACAGCCCACCACCGCCGAGUCUACGGAACCAGAUACACCUGCUGCGACCCCGGCUAACGACGAAGCUCCUGCGACAGAGCCAGCAGGCGAUGAACCUGCUGCUGCGGAAUCAAAGGAAGAGACUACUGUUGCUGAGACCGCUGAAGGGGAUUCAACACCAGAGGCUGCCGCCGAGGCUCCCGUUGAGGAUCCCACGGUAGAGACACCUGAGCAGCCUGCUGCUGAACCAGGCGAGCCCGCAGAAGCUCCUGUAGCAAAUUCCAUAGAUGAGACCCCGGCCAGUCCCGCCGUCGAAGCAGAGUCGCCUGCUCCCGAACCGGCAGAAGCGCCCGCUGAAGAGGCACCAGCCGCAGAACCUGCCGGCGAACAGCCUCCAGCUACGGCAGUCACCGAAGAUGAACCAGCCGCGGAGGCUCCCGAGGAGCCAAAGGCGCCCGCUGCUGAAAACCCCGCCGAAGACCCCGCCGAAGAACCAGUGGCCGAGACUGUCACAGAACCAGAGCAGCCCGCUCCGGAGGAAAGUGCAGCAGAAGUAGCCGACGAGCCAAAAGAUGCGCCGGCGGUUGUUGAAGCCGAGCCUGCUACAGAACCAACUGAAGAAAAGCCAGCCGAGUCCGUUGAGGUGCCAAACCCUGCCGAGGAGCCUGUACCAGACAACAAGCCUUCAGGGCCCGCAGAUGAGCCAGCUCCACCUGAGACUACUGAAGAGGUGCCCGUCCCGGCUCCGGCCGACACAGAACCACCCACAGAAGAAGCUGCGGCACCAGCUGUAGAGCAGAGCGAGGAGCUAGCGCCUUCUGCGGAUGCCGUUCAAGUAGAGGCUCCUGCUGCAGAGGUUGAGGAUGAACCUGAGCCUGCUGCUGCACCUAUUGAAGAAGCACCUGCUCCGGAGCCAAGUGAAGUGGCAGCGCCUCUGUCGGUGGAAUCGGUUGAAGAGAGCGCUGCGCCAGAGCCUGUGGAGGAGGUGAAGGCAGCGGAACCCAGUGAAACCCCGGAACCGCCUGCUGAGCAAGCAACUGAAGAGGCGCCAGCCGCCGAAGUCAGCGAAACGCCAUCUCCUGACGCACCCGUUGAGCCAGAACCGACACUUGAAGCAGCCCCGGAGCCAGUAGAGGAAGCUGCCGCAGCGGAACCUGAAGAGCAGCCUGUGGUCACGGCUGCUGGAGGGCCUACAAACGACGACUUUCCAGAUUGCGACCCAGAAGCUGCACUCGAUAAAGUUGAGGCCGAGAAAGAAGCCGCCGCACAGCAGGCCGAGGAGGACGCCAAAUUGGAAGCAGAGGAAGCAGCUAGAAAGGCAGAGUCACUUAUUGACCUCGAAGAUGAGCAAGAGAAACCAGAGGCAGCGGCGGAACCCCCUGUAGAAGAGAAGGAACCUGAACCAGUGGCCGAAGCCGAAGUUGCUGCACCAAGCGUUGAAGCAGCAGCCCCAGAGCCUGAGGCUGCAGAGGAGAAUCCCACGGAGAGCGCCCCCGAGGAACCAGGUAUCGAAAUCGAGGACAAAGUACCUGAAGAGCCUGUCGCGGCCAACGAGACUCCAGAGCCAGUACAAGUUGAAUCGCCCCCCGCGGAGGAGCCAGCUCCAGAGCAGACACCUGAAGAGCCCGCGCCUAGCGAGCCUGCUCCAGAGGAAACAGCACAGGAAGAAGUGCCAGCACAAGAGCCAUCAGUCGAAGUUGAGGCCAAGGAACCCGAGACUUCUGUCCCAGCAUCUGCGGAGGAUCCCACCCCUGCUGAACCCGCUGAAGAAGUCGCUGAGACUGCCCCGGCGGCGGAUGUUCCGGACGAUGCGGCCAGGUCACUAGAGCCAGUACCAAUCGAAGAGCCGACUGCACUCACCGAGCAGGCUCCUGAAGAAGCAUCGCCUGCGGAAGCGUCGCCUGAAGAGCCCUCGGUCGAAGCGGCGGCUCCGGAAGAGCAACCCGUCGAAGCACCCGUUGAAAUCCUGCCCGCAGAAGAGCCGGUGCCUGAGGCCCAACCCGCGGAAGCGCCUGCUGUUGAGGAAGUACCGGUUGAAGAGCCAGCUCCUGAGCCAGUGCAGCCAGCUGAGGAUGCUCCUGCAGACGAGCCUGUUGCUUCUGAGCCGGCCCAUGUAGAGGUAGUCCCAGAGGCGGCUCCAGCUGAAGAACCUUCAACAGUCGAGGAACAUCCUAUUGAUCUAGAUGUUCAGGAAACUUCCAGGGCGUUGGACAUCUCAGAUGUCCCGAUAGACUCCGCCCAAGUUGGUCCCCUUGACGAUCCAUUGGAUGCUGAAGAAAGGGACGUUUUCGGCGAACCUUCUCCGAGAACAUUCAUCCCAGAAACCUCAGCAAUGAUUGGUGCUGAAGAUGCUCCUGGUGAUCGGUUUGCCCUUGUCGCCGCAGAGGCUCUAGAGCGCUCUAGACGAAGGAGAAGACGAUCUUACGUGGACGAUACCUACGGCGAACGACGCCCUUCGAAGAGUUCAUCGGAAGGACGUCGCCAUAACCACCACCACGCACCGCCCCAGCCGAAGCCUGAACGCAACAAACUGAGCCAGCGAUGGUUGUCAGCCCUCGAUGAAUCAAGAAGACAGUACGAGGAGAAGUCGAAGAAGGAGCACAGACGACACCACCGGUCUAAUACCGAGAGAGAACGCCCAACUAUGGAAAGAGAAAGGACACAUGAACGCUCGAGGCGAGCGGAGGGUAUGGAACGCUCCAUGAGCACCAGGGAGCGAGAAGGUGGACACAGGUCAAGACAUCGGGGCUCGGGUAGCCAUGAGGAGGACAGAAAUGAGGAAUCAUCGUCGAGACAUUCGCAAUCCACGGUCCCUAAGCCUCGACACUUCCUCAAGUAUGCUCCGUCCGAGGAGGAGGUAACAAGCAACGGACCGCUUCCAAAGCUUAGCGGCUCAAAGGCUCUUGCGAAUAUCGUUGAUCAGCAACGGAAGCGAUCGUCUGCCAGCCACUCUCAUGGCCACCGUCAUUCGACCGAAAGGAGGGAUAGCCAUGAGCGGUCCAGUGGCUCUCGUCGCAAGGAAGAAGACCCUCCCCGCGAGACACGAAGAGCCCGGCGGAAGUCCGAGGUGAUCGUCGAGACGCAAGAACAUCAAGAUUACCAAGAACCUCAGGAGGAGGCUUAUCGAUCAAGGGACGAUCCUGAACGUCGACGCCGCCAUCAUCGUCGGAGGCGCGAUCCGACUCCCCCGCCGAGCGCUGCCGCUAAGCUCAAGGGCAUUUUCAAAGCAAUCACCGCACAUUGA